CUCAAAUUAUGGUGUCAUGGUCAGUGAGUACUGAGUAUUCUUCUUUACUACAGUUAAAAUUGGAUUUUGCCUAAAAAAAAUUCAAAAACCCAAUGUGCACUUUGCUUGUACUAUAAAAUCCCUACCAAAUAAUAUUGUAAAAUUGUAGUACAAAAAACCUCGGAAUCUUGAGCUCUGCAGUGAUUUUAUUGGCGAUUUGAGCUUCUGAAGUACUCAGCUCUAAUUUGAAAUGGCAGCGAGGAUACCUGGUUUGAUUGCUCUUUUUGAUGUUGAUGGUACUCUAACUGCUCCUAGAAAGGCGGCAACCCCUAUGAUGUUAGAGUUCAUGCAGAAACUUAAGAAGGUAGUUACUGUUGGUGUGGUUGGAGGUUCUGAUCUCGUUAAGAUAUCAGAGCAGCUUGGGAACACAGUUACUACUGACUAUGAUUAUGUGUUUGCUGAGAAUGGCCUAGUAGCUUACAAGGGUGGAAGUUUAAUUGGAACACAGAGCUUGAAAUCAUUUCUUGGAGAGGACAAGCUCAAGGAGUUCAUCAACUUCACUCUCCAUUACAUUGCUGACUUGGAUAUCCCUAUUAAAAGGGGAACAUUUAUUGAAUUUAGAAGUGGGAUGCUUAAUGUAUCACCAAUUGGGAGAAACUGCAGUCAGGGAGAACGUGAUGAGUUUGAAAAGUAUGAUAAGGUACACAACAUUCGCCUCAAAAUGGUGUCUGUACUCAGGGAGAAGUUUGCACAUUUCAACCUAACAUUUUCUAUUGGGGGACAAAUCAGUUUUGACGUUUUUCCUCGAGGCUGGGACAAAACAUAUUGUUUGAAAUACUUGGAUGACUUUCAUGAAAUUCACUUCUUUGGAGAUAAGACGUACAAGGGAGGAAAUGACUUCGAAAUCUAUGAUUCAGAAAGAACCAAAGGCCACACAGUUACAAGCCCUGAGGACACAGUAAACCAGUGUACGACUCUGUUCUUGAGCUAAUAAGACGGACAUUUCUGAUUUUUCGUCCGUUUUCAGUGGUUCAUCUCAUGCCUUUCGUGAAUCUAGACACAAAGAAUAAUAAUCCAUAAAGUAGUUGGUGUACACUUUCUUUCUUUUUUAUUUUCCUUCUGCUGGAAUCAAGAUUGUAUCUUUUUUACCUUUUGUUGUAACCUGUUGUUGUAAUAUUGGUAUUUCUAAUCUAUACGGAUAUGUAAUACUAUUACAGCGUGUUUCAUUUCCUAUACUUUUUUUUUUCCUUUUUUUUU
This is a messenger RNA of Striga asiatica, 1236 nucleotides long. The record is from the annotation of a GenBank genome assembly. Lineage: Eukaryota; Viridiplantae; Streptophyta; Magnoliopsida; Lamiales; Orobanchaceae.